UGCGCAGGUGCAUAGUGCUCCUUCAGCUCCGCACUGUUAUACCUGCAGCUUGACAGUCUUCCGGCGGCUGUGCGCAUGAGCAUUCUGCUGAGAGAGGCUGUGGUUGGGAUGAUGGCGGCUUCGAGUGCGCGGCAGGACGAGUCGGAGGAGAAAGAUGAUUACAUGUCGGAUGUGUUCGUCAAUCUGCAGCAGGAUGUUAAACCAGGACUGAUAAUGGUAAGGAGAGUGAAGGAAGAAAUCCUUAAGCGAGAGCGUGCAAUGGAAUUGAUCCUGGAAAACAAGCAGAAGAGCAAAAAAGAAGAGGAGAAAGAGAGGCGUGAGACUAAAUUACAGAGCUCAUUAGGAAGUGAAAACAAGGGCUUCACGUUGCUUCAGAAGAUGGGAUAUAAAGAAGGUCAUGGUCUUGGCAAAAGUGGAAAUGGAAUUGUUGAACCUAUUCCACUGCAGAUUAAGACCGGACGUGCUGGAAUUGGCCAUGAGGCAGCACAGAAACGGAAAGCCGAGGAAAAGGUAGAACACAGCAAACAAAUGUCACAAAUGAAAAAACGAGCAGAAGAAUUUGCCCUUAAUGAAUAUAGGCUACAGGUCAGGAAAAAAAAGGAUCAACUUCAAAUGGAAGGAGACUUAAGGAAGAGUCAAGUUGCCUGUCAACAGCUGGAUUUACAAAAGGGUAUAGAUGUUCCACAAGAAGCAUGGUAUUGGUUACCCACUUCCAUCGAUGAUGAUGAUGAUGAUGGAAAGGAGGAGGAAGAAGAAUCAAGUGGACGGGAUUAUGAAAUGUUUCGCACAAUUGAGGAAAAACUGCUGAUUUUGACCAGCUAUCUCAGGAGAAAAUACUUCUACUGUGUCUGGUGUGCAAUUUCUUACCAAGAUGAGGAAGACCUAUCUGAUAACUGUCCUGGGGAUUGUGCUGCUGACCACUGCUGACUGAUGAAGCACAGUACAGAGCAAACAGAAAUAGCAUUGGUGGUGGCAUGGCACUGCACUGCACUUCCGAGACUGGCAUGGAGUGUUCUGAAUAUGAGAAAAAACUUCUAAUACUCAAUUGUCAAUUCUGAGCUGGUGUUGGCGAUGUGUUCUCCAACUUGUAUUUGAAGAAAAUGAACUGAAUGAUGCCAUUUUCAUUGUGAUACUGGACUGUCAUCUUUACAACCUUUUGAUAGAUGGGCAACUGUACAUGUAAAAUAUUUGUACUUUUGACAUUUUAUUUUAAAGUACCUCUGUAUUUAAUGAUUUAUAUUGUGUUCCUUUAUUUGCCUGAAAAUAAUUCACUGGGUAUACUUCCCUUGACCUUAUGAAAUUCCACAUUGUGGAUCAAAGUCUAUUAAAUUUCAAUCCCUGCAAAGCACAAAUUUUUGUGCUCUGAAAUGAAGGCAGAUGCAACUAGAACAUAGAACAAUACAACACAGAAUAAGCCCUUCGGCCCUCGAUGUUGCGCCGACCUGUGAACUAAUCUCAGCCCCUCCCUCUACACUAUCCCAUCAUUAUCCAUAUGCUUAUCCAAGGACUAUUUAAAUGCCCCUAAUGUGGUUGAGUUAACUACAUUGGCAGGCAGGGCGUUCCAAGCCCUUACCACUCUCUGAGUAAAGAACCUGCCUCUGACAUCUGUCUUAAAUCUAUCACCCCUCAAUUUGUAGCUAUGACCCCUUGUACAAGAUGAAGUCAUCAUCCUUGGAAAAAGACUCUCACUGUCCACCCUAUCUAAUCCUCUGAUCAUUUUGUAUGUCUCUAUUAAAUCCCCUCUUAGCCUCGUUCUCUCCAAUGAGAACAGACCCAAGUCCCUCAGCCUUUCUUCAUAGGGCCUGUGCUCCAGACCAGGCAACAUCCUGGUAAAUCUCCUCUGCAGCUUUUCCAAUGCUUCCACAACCUUCCUGUGAUGGGGUGACCAGAACUGCAUGCAAUAAAUCAGAUAAAAUGUAAGAGACCCCACAGAGGCAAGGUAGCUGAUGAGGCAUGUUUGGUAAAAUAUGGUGAGAAUUCCUACCGGGUCUAAUCGCAAGAAUCCCUCCAAAAAAACUCAACUUGCCCUUAGCCAAAAAAAGGUAAGAUUUAGCUCAUAGACUUGGUUUGUGCAGAAAGUUUAUUGACUAUGCUUGUUGGAUAGUUCUCUCUCCUAGUCUCAGGUGUUCUACUUUUAUAUAUCAUACUGAAAUCAAUCAAUUAAAUGCUAAAAAGUUUUCAUUCUAACCUUAAUACUUGCUGUAUUCUCAGAUUUCCAUUGUCUCUUUAAAUAUAUUUUUUACUUGUAUCCAAUCCUUAAAAUUCAUGAAAAAUUUGUUUGCGUUCUAUAUUUUGCAUUGUAAUUCAUAUCAACCUUCCAAAUGCCUCCUCUUUUUUGACGAAAAAUGUUGCAACAUGUUCAGCUAUAAAGCAAUCCAAACA
This is a messenger RNA of Stegostoma tigrinum, 2382 nucleotides long. RefSeq names its product G patch domain containing 11 (gene gpatch11). The record is from RefSeq and is a predicted model, not a curated record. Lineage: Eukaryota; Metazoa; Chordata; Chondrichthyes; Orectolobiformes; Stegostomatidae. Gene Ontology annotation, molecular function: nucleic acid binding. The coding region runs from base 76 to 927 and encodes 283 amino acids. The transcript has 8 exons. Gene Ontology annotation, cellular component: kinetochore.